Molecule: messenger RNA, 1557 nt
Organism: Cydia pomonella (codling moth)
Lineage: Eukaryota; Metazoa; Arthropoda; Insecta; Lepidoptera; Tortricidae
Gene: eIF3e
Product: eukaryotic translation initiation factor 3 subunit E
Exons: 9
Coding region: 104-1441 (445 amino acids)
Biological process (GO): translational initiation
Cellular component (GO): eukaryotic translation initiation factor 3 complex; nucleus; cytoplasm
Molecular function (GO): translation initiation factor activity
Source: RefSeq, a predicted model, not a curated record
UUGAGGUUAUUCAAGGCCUCUUAACUUCUACGGGCUAAAAGAAGUGUUGUUGGAUUUACUUUUAUAAGAAGUGAAGGCUUAAAACUGAGUCAAAGAGUUCAUCAUGAGUUAUUCAAAGUUUGAUUUGACUUUCAAGAUAGGUCAAUAUUUAGACCGUCACCUUGUGUUUCCCUUACUGGAAUUCCUGGCUGCUAAAGAGACUUAUGAUCAAUCAGAGCUGCUGCAAGCUAAAUUGGAGAUCCUGAGCAAAACUAAUAUGAUUGAUUAUGUUAUAGACAUCAGGAGAAUGCUUUAUCCAGAUGAGGAAACACCAGAGGAGAUAAAGUCCCGCAGAGGUGUAGUACUGUCACAACUUCAAGAGUUGCAAGAUGCAGUGGAGCCAGUUCUGAGAUUGAUGCAGAGAGAUGAUGUCAUGAAGACAGUGGAAACCAUGCGGGACCCCAAAACUCUUAUAAACUAUCUAACUACCAAUAAGGAGUUUGAGUUCAAAAUUCAGAUGAUUGACAGCAUGUACCAGCUUGCCAAGUACCGCUAUGAGUGUGGUAACUAUGUGGAGUCCGCUUCUUACUUGUACUUCUGCCAGCUAGUCAUGUCGCCAACUGAUAAAAACUACCUGUCAGUUUUAUGGGGUAAGCUGGCCAGCGAGAUCCUCGUGCAGAACUGGGACGGCGCGCUCGACGACCUCACGAAGCUGCGCGAGUUCAUCGACAAUGGUGCGGCCGGCGCCGCCGCCACCAACAUGCAGGCGCUGCAGCAGCGGACCUGGCUGGUCCACUGGUCGCUGUUCGUUUUCUUCAACCACGUCAAGGGCCGUGAUCUCAUCAUAGAGAUGUUCCUGUACAAGCCACUGUAUUUGAACGCUAUCCAGACGAUGUGCCCGCACAUCCUCCGGUACCUGGCCACGGCCGUCAUCAUCAACAGGUCGCGGAGGAACGCCCUCAAAGAUCUUGUAAAAGUAAUCCAACAGGAAGCAUACACGUACAGGGACCCCAUCACAGAGUUCAUUGAGCAUCUGUACGUGAACUUUGACUUCGAGGCAGCGCGCCGGAAAUUAAAUCAAUGCCAAGCCGUACUGUUGACCGACUUCUUCCUCAUCGCCUGCCUCGAGGAGUUUGUGGAGAACGCGCGUCUCAUGAUCUUCGAGACCUUCUGUCGCAUCCAUCAAGUCAUCAGCAUUGGAAUGUUGGCUGAGAACCUGAACAUGCAGCCGGACGAGGCCGAGUGCUGGAUCGUGAACCUGAUCCGCAACGCGCGGCUGGACGCCAAGAUCGACUCGAAGCUGGGCCACGUGGUGAUGGGCGCGCAGCCGCUGUCCCCCUACCAGCAGCUCGUCGAGCGCGUCGACUCGCUCGCCGUGCGCUCCGAGGCGCUCACCUCGCUCGUCGAACGCAAACAUAAGGCCCGCAACCAAGAUAUCCGUUGGGGAGCACAGGAAUUCUAAGUCAAGAAGACGGUUUAGUCACUCUAUGGAUAUUAUUGGUCACAGGACAAAAGUUUACUACGACUCAUGUUGUGGAUGAUGCGAUUUGUAUUAAAUAUACAUAUUAAUAACUAUAA